AUGUUUUAUAGACUGUUUAGAUUCACCGUCGCCGUUGUCUUUGCAAUCGCAUUCUUGUCAGAGCUUGUUCACGCUGCUUCUCCAAUUGAGGAAACUGGUGUUCAAUGUUUAGCCUGUUGUCCCAUCUUAGCACACAGAAUUGCCUCUGAACACCAUUCACGCUGCGCAUCAAUUAUACUCAAUAAUAAGAGUGGCUAUAACAUAAGAUUGGUAGUUUCCAGUCUUGAAGAUGGUCGUUGGGUUACAUCAGAUGAUUCUGGUGACAUCGAUAUAGACUGCAGCCCACGGACCGACCUCGCAAAUGGUGAAUCCGAAGUCUUUUCGAGUGUCACGAGCCAUUUUUUGGGUGGAAUAAGUGGUUAUGCCUUAUUUAUCAUAGACGAUAAAGCUUUUACCACUUUUGCCGUAAAAUGGAAGGCUCCAACAAUUGGUCCUAAUGAACAUUAUGUUAGCGGAUUGCCUACGGAAAAUUAUCAUGUUGCGCUCCAAUAUGGCUUUGACCAUACAGUCUUUCAAGUUACAGUUGCGCAAGUUAUGCCUCCGCCAGUUCCAACUCCAGAUCCGCCAGUUCCAACUCCAGACCCGCCAGUUCCAACUCCAGACCCGCCAAUUCCAACUCCAGACCCGCCAGUUCCAGCUCCAGACCCGCCAGUUCCAGCUCCAGAUACGCCAGAUAGUACUUUAAGCGAGCGUAUCAAUUCUCAACCAAAACGAUAUCUUGCUACAUCAAUGCCAUCUUACCACUCUUCCGACUAUUCUAAACAACAACCAUCUCGUUCCAACUAUA
Paraglomus brasilianum is the source of this 787-nucleotide messenger RNA. The record is from the annotation of a GenBank genome assembly. Lineage: Eukaryota; Fungi; Glomeromycota; Glomeromycetes; Paraglomerales; Paraglomeraceae.